Molecule: messenger RNA, 2265 nt
Organism: Nezara viridula (southern green stink bug)
Lineage: Eukaryota; Metazoa; Arthropoda; Insecta; Hemiptera; Pentatomidae
Source: the annotation of a GenBank genome assembly
CCGUUGCUAUGUUGCAGAGGGAUGUUCGCCUCAGUGCGGAGGUGCCGUAGCCUGGAGAGCGGGGAAGUCCUCGCUGCCAAGUUCUCCUCCAGGCUGCGCUACGGGGAGGAUGCCACCAGGGAGAUCCACCACGAGAUAGCGCUUCUGUCGUUGUGUUCCCCGUCCCCGAGGAUCAUCAGGCUCCACGAUGUCUUCCAGACCCCUCAGCAGUUCAUUAUAGUCAUGGAAUACGCACCCGGUGGAGACAUGCAGACCAUCAUCGACGAUAACUUGGUACCCUACGAGAAGGAUGUCAUCAAGUUCGUCCAGGAUGUCGUCGAAGCUCUCGCCUACCUCCACCACAGGAAGAUCGCCCAUCUGGAUAUCAAGCCUCAAAACUUGGUGAUGAUGGGAGAGUUUCCUGACUGCGACGUUAAGGUCUGCGAUUUUGAGAUCUCGAGGGUAAUCCUGGAUGGAACGGAAGUCCAUGAGAUCCUUGGCACUCCAGAGUAUGUUGCACCUGAGAUCCUACAUUACGAGCCUAUUACCCUGGCUGCCGAUAUGUGGUCCCUCGGUGUGACAACUUACGUCCUGCUGACCGGUUUCUCCCCGUUCGGAGGCGAGACCGAUCAAGAGACGUUCCUCAACAUCUCCAGAGCCCAGGUCGACUUCCCGGAUGAGCUGUUCGAAGACGUAUCCGACGAUGCGAAGGACUUUGUCAGCAGGCUACUUGUUCGCAACCCGAGUGAACGGAUGACAGCAAAAGAAUGCCUCAAGCAUCCUUGGCUAGCAAAGAACAGGCGCACGACAAGGCCAGGCAAGAGGAACACCACCAAGAGUGACCGCAGGGUCGGCUGUUCGUCCUGCUCACCUACCAACCAGAACCUGAGGAACUACCUGUCCAAGUCGAGGGAGGCCUUGUUCGAGAAGGUCAUGUCCAGGAAUGCCGAGAAGAGCCUGAGGAAGACUACAUUACUCCAACAGUACCAGAGGACUAAGAGGAUGUGUGAGAGCCAGAUGUCUCUAGUUUCCAAGUCGAGGGAGAGGGCGCUCAUGAAGGAAUCCAUCAUGAGUAGGUCGAGGGAAAAGCUCUAUGGCCUCAAGAGCCUGUCCAAAUCGCAAGAGGUCCUCAACCUCUACAGGAGCGUUCUCAAUUUACAAGAAAGUCAAGAAGACAAGACAAAAGCAUUCUCAGGCAUACUCAAGUUGAAAGGAGACGAAUCUCUUAAUUCAUCUAUGAUGAGUAUAUCUGAUCUGGAAAACAAUCACAAAGACGAAGAGGAACCGGUUCUAGACAUCAUCAGGAGGUUGAGCAACGCGUCAGUCACCGGUGAUCGAGAAGAGAACAAAGAAAACAUUAGGAACAUCGGCCAAGAUGUAAAGGAAAACUUCUUCAAACCUCCCUUCCAGGAAGCCAAGAACAACAGUAUUAAGAACUCAGUUCCGGAAGAAAACGAAACUGAAACCACCGAUGUAAAAAAUAACAAUAAAGUAGUAGAAAGGCUCGUCUUCACUCAAACCCCCGAAGAGGACCAACCCCCGUCACCUGAAAGUACAGAUUCCAUGUCUUUUACAGAAGGGGCGACCACAUCCGAAGAAGAUCUCAGGAGGCUCGGAGGAGAAACGACGGAGGAAGACGAACCACGGUUCACAGUAGCACAACUAGUCUCAGCUUACAACAAGCACCAAGAAGUAGUUACCAAGAGUUCGAUAGAGGUCACCAUGAGUAAGCAAGAUAUUGAUGCAAAAAUAGCGAGCAAAUUUCCAACUGGGCCGAAUGCCCUUAGGUUAUUCAUACCAGACAUAAAGAUCAGGAGACAAAAACCGAAGAAGAGGAUGCCAAGGAAGAAGACGGGGAUAACAUUACCAGACAUACAGAUAGAAGACGUGACGAACGAGGAAGAAGGGAUCGAAGUAAAGAGCGAGAACAAAGAAGAAGAGGCGCUUUGCCUCGGAGUGGAAGCCCCACCUCCCAAGUACUUAAGGUCGGAGUCCUUCUCCUCGGAGACGAGCAAGUCGAGUCAGGAAGAAGAAGUGAAGAAGCCGCCGAAGAAACCUUAUUACAUGACGUCGUCCGAGAUGAGGCAGCAGCCGCUGUCCAACGUCGCCAAGACCGUGGAGCUGUUCAACAACGGCGGUGCGGCCCAACAGCCUACACUGUCCACCCCGCUCCUCACCAGGCCGGACCGCAAGUCCUUCUGUAUGCCCCAGCCUCCUGUACUAGCUCCUCAAGCGGACAAGAUUAGGCGGAAAUCCAGCCCUCCCACCAUGAAGCCUUUUAUGUAA